UAGUACAACCAGUAUUAUUAAUAGACCUUUCAACACCUCUACAUUUCAACAUAAAUGCAACCACACAGAUCAUUUUCAAAAUGCCUGUUAAUUUCUGAGGAAGUUGAGCAACAAUGAUCUCUAAAAAGUCCUGACGGGGAAGAGAAUAAGUAGACGGAGAGAAGAGCAGAAAAGAAGGAGAUGAUUGAAAGAGGACUGAUAGGGUGAAAGAAGAGGCAUUUGGCAGUGGAGUGGAGUGGACUGUGGAGAACACUUCCCAUUGGAGCCCUGCUGCUUAGGACCUUGAAGUUUACAGGUGAAUUCCCAAAGAUCCCUCAGAAAAGGGGGACACGUCCGUGCUUCUACACCUGCAUUGCUUGCUGUUUGGGGUUUUAGGACAGGUUUUCUGUACAGCACUUUGAGAUAUCAGCUGAUAAACCGGUUGGAUAUUUCCGUUGAGAAUCUGAUAAGAGUCCCGGAGCGCACAGGAAUAACGGAGGACUAAUGGCCACGUCUGAACCGACAGCCACUGGCGGGGACCAGGACCCCAACUCUGCCAAUUUACGACCUUCGUCUACAAACUAUGACGCGUGGAUGCAAGGCUGCACGCGGAAACUGGGUUUGAAGAUCUGUGGGUUCCUGCAGAAGAACAACAGUCUUGGGGAGGAAGGCCGGCUCGCAGGCUCACUCUCAGAACGCCAGAAGAACCUGUAUUCCUGUGACAACAGCGACCGGGAUGCCCGUUUCCGCCGCACUGAGACCGAUUUUUCCAACAUGUUCGCGAGAGACUUACUUCCCGCCAAAAACGGAGAAGAGGCGACUAUGCAGUUCUUGUUGGAACUUGUGGGCAUCCUCACCAACUACGUCAGGAAGACUUUUGACCGUUCCACCAAGGUUCUGGACUUCCACCAUCCUCACCAGCUGCUCGAGGGCAUGGAGGGAUUCAACCUCGAGCUCUCUGACCAGCCAGAGUCCCUCGAGCAGAUCCUCGUGGACUGCAGGGACACGCUCAAGUACGGCGUGCGAACAGGUCAUCCACGGUUCUUCAACCAGCUGUCUACGGGGCUGGACAUCAUUGGGCUGGCUGGGGAGUGGCUCACCUCCACAGCCAACACCAACAUGUUCACCUAUGAGAUCGCUCCAGUGUUUGUCCUGAUGGAGCAGCUGACGUUGAAGAAGAUGAGAGAGAUGAUUGGCUGGCCCUCGGGAGAGGGGGACGGCAUAUUCUCACCAGGGGGCGCCAUCUCUAACAUGUACAGUGUGAUGAUUGCUCGCUACAAGUACUUCCCAGAGGUCAAGACCAAGGGCAUGUCUGCCGCUCCCCGCCUGGUGCUCUUCACAUCAGAACAUAGCCACUACUCUAUCAAGAAGGCCGGGGCAGCUCUGGGCUUUGGUUCUGAGAACGUGGUCCUGCUGAGCACAGAUGAGAGGGGGAGAGUUAUUCCUGCUGAUCUAGAAGCUAAGAUCCUCGAUGUCAAGCAGAAGGGUUACCAUCCUCUGUUUGUGAAUGCUACAGCUGGUUCUACAGUCUACGGAGCAUUUGACCCCAUCAACGAGAUCGCUGACAUCUGUGAAAAAUACAACAUGUGGCUGCACGUAGACGGUGCAUGGGGAGGUGGUCUUCUGAUGUCCAGGAAGCAUCGCCAUAAGUUCAGCGGAGUAGAGAGGGCUAACUCUGUCACAUGGAAUCCUCACAAGAUGAUGGGAGUGCCUCUACAGUGCUCCGCCAUCCUAGUCAGAGAAAAGGGUAUUCUGGCAGGCUGUAACUCGAUGUGUGCUGGGUACCUGUUCCAGCCUGAUAAACAGUAUGAUGUCAGCUAUGACACGGGAGACAAGGCCAUCCAGUGUGGCCGACACGUUGACAUCUUCAAGUUCUGGCUCAUGUGGAAGGCCAAGGGCACUAUAGGGUUUGAGCAGCACAUUGACAAGUGUCUGGAUCUGUCUCAGUACCUCUACGACAAGAUCAGAAACAGACAGGGAUACGAGAUGGUGUUCCAGGGAGUGCCCCAGCACACCAACGUGUGUUUCUGGUACAUCCCACCCAGUCUGAGAGGCUUGGAACACAACAGUGAGGAGUAUCGAGAAAAACUUCACAAGGUGGCGCCCAAGAUCAAGGCAAUGAUGAUGGAGUCAGGGACGACCAUGGUGGGCUACCAGCCUCAGGGCCAGAAGGUCAAUUUCUUCCGCAUGGUCGUCUCCAACCCCGCAGCCCUCCAGUCAGACAUCGACUUCCUCAUUGACGAAAUCGAGAGGCUGGGGCAUGACCUGUAAACAGUGCCACCCCAGUGGGCAGAGGCCAAAAUUGUAGUUUUCAAUGUUUUACCUGUGACCAUAAGAAUCGGCUCUGAGAUAAAAAAAUAUAUAAUAAUUUUUAGCUGUUCUUGAUUUGUUCUAAACAAUUCUCUCCAUAGGUAGAAUGUGUAAACCAGAGCCUUCAAUGUGGUGGGUACACACUGCGAUACUACAUUUUUACUAACGUGCGUAGAGUCCUGUGUUGUGUGUUUGUGUUCUAGUCCCUCAGUCGUCCAGUAGUCAUCUGUCUAUCUGUGUACAGAAGAUUCAUAAGAGGAACCAUGGUAACGUAACACAGGGAAACCAUCUACAUCAGUGUGUGUUUGUGUUUGUGUGUUUGUGCGUAUGUGUGUGUAAAUACAAAGAAAUGCUUGAGAGCACAAAUAGUAUAGUGUACACAUGUGGCCCCCAGAACAGCCUCAAUUCGUCGGGGCAUGGACUCCACAAGGUGUCAAAUGUUCCACAGGGAUGCUGACCCAUCUUAACCAAUGCUUCCCACAGUUGUAUCAAGUUGGCUGGAUGUCUUUUGGGUGGUAGACCAUUCUUGAUACACACAAGAAACUAUUGAGUGUGAAAAGCCCAGCAGCUUUGCAGUUCUUGACACAAACAGGUGCGCCUAGCACCUACUACCAUACCCUGUUCAAAGGCACCUACAUCUUUAGUCUAGCCCAUUCACCCUCUGAAUGGCACACACACGCAAUCCAUGUCUCAAUUGUCUCAAGGCUUAAAAAUCCUUAUUUAACCUUUCUCCUCCUCUUCAUCUACACUGAUUGAAGUGGAUUAAACAAGUGAAAUCAAUAAGGGAUCAUAGCUUCACCUGGAUUCAGCUGGUCAGUCUAUGUCAUGGAAAGAGCAGGUGUUCUUAAUGUUUUGUACACUCAGUGUAUUGUGAUAUUAUGAUAUAUGAGAUACUUAAUUUGAGCUCAGUGUAUAUAUAGGAUCAUUCUAAAGUCAGAUGUACCAACUCAAAGUGUUAAACCUUGAACUCCAGUGUGUGUUUUGUGGAGGUGUGUGUGUGUGUAAGUGUGUGUAACAGUGUGUGUACCCUGUGCUGUAACCUAAUGCUGUAUUGACCUUUGAACUAUGACCUUAGUGUUAACUGUCAGAAGACGUUGCCCCUGUAUACUGAUCUAGGGUCACUGUUAUGUUUUUCUCCCUUAUGGUUAAUAUUAGGGUUUGGGGGUAGGGUGAGCUGAUCCUAGAUAUUUGUCUAAAAGCGACUUCUACUUGCAGCGUGUAGAAAACGAUCUCCUUGCGUGUGUGAAACAAGCAUACAGUAUGGGUCAGUGCUAUCCGGGUUCAUUGGGACGUCCCUACCCUAAACCCUAACCUUAACCAUAACCAUAACCCUUACCCAAUCCUAAACCUUUACUUAACCAUUUAAAAGUUCUACUUCAAUGGGGUAAGGACGUUCCAAGUAUCCCGGAUAGCAAGGACCAAACAGUAUGUAACCAUUUUUGAAAAUGUUUAAAUAUUAACACGAUAAUGAUAUAUAUAAAUAUGCUUCAUUUAUAGCAUUACGAGUGUUUUAAAAGUCAGGUAUUUUCUUCCAUUUGUAUGAGUAUCUUUGAUUGAUAUUCUAUAUUCUCGAUGUAAUCUGUAGAUUCUAAUAAUAAUUCAUCAAUUAUAUUAUAGUGAAUUUGUGAGCCAAAGAAAGUGAAUAUUUUGCAGUGAUCAGAUUGUCUGUAUGAUACGUAAUUAUUAUGAGAUUAUAAAGAAAUAGAUCUUGUCUGACAGGAAUAUAAUUACAUGAAUGUAAUAUACUAACUUAUACUGUCUAUAUUAUAUACCUUCCGCGUUUUGGGAACUCAUUGGUAAAUCAAAGAGCUUCAGUUCGUGUCUUUGCACACUACUAUGCUUUUUAAUUCAUUUCAUUUGAAAUGGAUGUGUAUUGCAGUAAGUUAAGAAUUAUGUCAUUAUAAAUAUAUCUUUAUGGUAUGUAGGGACCAGCUAAGUAAACUGCACAAUGACCUAAAUCAUGUGACCAAUUUGGAUGUGUAUGAAGCCGUAGUGGGAGGUUUGUCCUUAGGAAGGUACAGGAGGCACUUUAACUCACAAUCAUGCAAUGUUGCAGCUACAAUAAAGUCUGUCUGUUGUUUCAACUGUU
Messenger RNA from Oncorhynchus mykiss (rainbow trout), 4378 nucleotides. Lineage: Eukaryota; Metazoa; Chordata; Actinopteri; Salmoniformes; Salmonidae. The record is from RefSeq and is a predicted model, not a curated record.